AAGGAGCGCGGGGACCUGAGCAGCAGCAGCAGCAGCAGCAGCACGCACCCCGCCCCCCCCCCUCUCCCGGGCUUCCUACACCUCCACCUUCCGGACGGGCCACCUCCGAACACUCGUUCCACGGGACGUGACUUGAGAGCCGCCAGGUGUCUCCUGGGGAGUGGAGCUGCUGACCUCACCGGCCUUUUAUAUCCUGAAUCAUGGUGGGAGCACCGAUGAUCUUUGUUCCUGCCCUCAUCAACUCCUAUUUUCCUGCUGCUCUUCCUCCCUGUCCCUCUCCUCCCCUUUCUUAAACUCCCCUCCCCUCCUAUUCUGUGUCUCCCAGCCUCGGGCUUAUUACUCAAACCCACUGAAGGGAGCAACACAGUAGCUGGCAGAGGAUGAAGCGGCUCUGCCUGCCAACACCAGACAGAGGAUAGACGACACAAAAGGACUAGCAAAGGGGAGAGAGAGACAGAGCGGCAACGACCAGUGGAGAGAGCUGCAAUAUAGCUGUGAGAAGCAACGACAACAGUCAAGAUGCCACAUCGAAGGAAAAACACAAGUUUCACUUGAGCGUCAUGAGCUACCAAAGGCGUACCUAACAGAUAUAGAACUGUGGACUUACUUUUUGACAUACUUUUUGGCUCACACACACACACACCCACAAAAAGUUGUGGAGACGCACACUCCUGCUCUCUGGGGCUCAGAGUUAACACUUGCUAUGCCUCUGUAAUACGUGUUAGCCAUGCCAGCCAAAGGGAAGUACCUGCUGAAUGAACAGGAGCUGAAAAAUGAGGCACUGUACCGCAAAUUCUCCUGCAUCAGCCAGUAUCAGCCGCUGGUGCUCCUGCUGGGCCUCUCCAUGCUCUCCUGUGUAAUCCUCAUCAUCCUCUUCUUUGCCCUUCAACUGAGUGCAAAGGAACACUGUGCCUUUGUGAGCGUGGUAAGCGGCAGCCUCUGUGUGUUCCUGGCCGUGUUUGUGCUGGUGUGUACAGAGAUACUCUCACAGCGAUGGAGGCGUCUACUGGGCCUGAUCGUCUGGGCCACACACCUCACCAUGGGCUACACAUUCAUCUUCUGCAGCCCCAUCAUCCUGCCUUGGGACCAGGUGCCUUUCUUCCUCUUCAUCAUCUUCACCGUGUACACCAUGCUGCCGUUCAAGUUGUGGUACGCUGUGGUGCUGAGCGUCAUCUCCUCCCUGUCCCACAUUAUCGCCAUCACAGUGCGCCUCACCAUUUACAGCAACGAGCCCACUCCUUACCUUCCCAACCAGCUGCUGUCCAAUGUGGUGGUGUUUCUGUGUGGUAGCGUGGUCGGUGCCUUCCACAAGGUCCUGAUGGAGAAAACCCUGAGGCAGACCUUCCAGGACACCCUUAGGUGCCUGAGCAUGCGGAUGAAGCUGGAGAUAGAAAAAAGACAACAGGAGAACCUGCUGCAGUCUGUGCUGCCCGUCUAUAUAUCCAUGAAGAUGAAGCUGGCCAUCAUGGAGCGACUGCAAGACUGUAAAGACAAAGCAGAGCAACAGCGACUAGUGAAAGAUAAUAACUUCCACAGCCUUUAUGUCAAGAGGCACGAGAAUGUCAGUAUUCUAUACGCUGACAUUGUUGGCUUCACCCGGUUGGCCAGCGACUGUUCUCCCAAGGAGCUGGUCAUAAUGCUCAAUGAAUUGUUUGGAAAAUUUGAUCAAAUUGCCAAGGAGAACGAAUGCAUGAGAAUUAAGAUCCUGGGAGAUUGCUACUACUGUGUGUCGGGGCUGCCGGUGUCUCUGCCCAAACACGCCAAGAACUGCGUCAAAAUGGGCCUCGACAUGUGUGAAGCCAUCAAGCAGGUACGCGAGGCCACAGGAGUGGAUAUCAACAUGAGAGUGGGCGUGCAUUCAGGCAACGUGCUCUGCGGUGUCAUUGGCCUUCGCAAAUGGCAGUUUGAUGUGUGGUCACAUGACGUCACGCUGGCCAAUCACAUGGAGUCGGGAGGCCUUCCAGGACGUGUCCACAUCACAGAGGCGACUCUGAAGCACCUGAACAAGGCUUAUGAGGUGGAAGAGGGCAACGGCCACAUCAGGGACCCAUAUCUAAAAGAGCUCAAUAUUCGCACCUACCUGGUCAUCGACCCACGGUCUAAGGACCCAUCGCUGAACACCCGCAGUGCUACUAAACCUCGUGUGAAUGAUGGUCUGAAGAUGCGGGCGUCGGUGCGUAUGACCCGUUAUCUGGAAUCCUGGGGGGCCGUCAAACCUUUUGCCCACCUCCAGAGCCCAGAGGGCUUCACCCCAGACACCAUUGUCAAUGGGAAGCCCCGCUGCAAGGACAUCCCAAUGCGAUCGGCCCCCAGCUCCAAGAUCCCUGAGAGCCUUGAUGAGUCUCUAGAGGAACCAUUCUCCUUGCCUGCACCUACAUUCAGCAGCUAUAAGAACAAAUCCCAGAAGAGCAAGUUUGACGAGGAGCUGCACAAUGAGAUGACCACGACCAUCGAUGAGCUCAGCAGCAAGCAGUGGUCUAAGACCGAAGAAAGUGGCAGUUUUGAUCUGUGGUUUCCAAAGAGAGAUCUGGAAAAACAGUACCGAGCCCUGGAUUUGCCGACGUUCAAACACUAUGUCGGCUGUGCCACCUUCAUCUUCCUCUGCAUCUUCGUGAUUCAGCUGUUUGUGACAAAGGAUCGACAGAUGUUGGGAGUGUCAUUCGGCGUGUUGGUCUGUGUGCUGCUGCUGACGCUGGCCAUCUGUUUCGCAGGUCACUUACAGCGCCUGUUUCCUGAGAAGCUGUCUCGCUGCCAGUGGCUGCCAGCUGUGUCGGAGGCGGUGGUGAAGCGGCCGUGCGUGCGUCUCCCUCUGGCCACCAUCACUGCUAUGGUCAUUGUUAUCUUGGCGGUGUUCAACCUGUGCUUCGUCCAGUCUCGUGUGACAGGAAACAUUGCCGACCUGUGUCACACAAACCAUUCCCACGAGCAGGGAUUAGAUGGAAGCCUCUUCUACCUGCCAUACUCUGUAUUCUGCUGUAUCCUCUCCCUCGUUGCAUGUGGAGUCUUCCUCCGCGUGAGCUUUGAGCUCAAAGUGCUCUUCCUCACCCUGGCCUCCACAGUGUACUACGUCAUCAUCCUCAGCACCAAGCGGGAACUCUUUGUGGCCUACGGAAUCGUCCUGUACGCUCAGACCAACGCGAGCUGGAACUGCAGCAGCAGAGACGAUGAAUCCAUCCUGAGGUGGAUCGGCCUGGUGAAACACCCCCAGGUGAUGAGCUGCAUAUACAUCACCCUCUUCCUGGUGACUAUGCUCAUCAUCUCACAACAGAACGAGUCCAGCUUCCGCCAGGACUUCCUGCUCAAGUACAAGAACCACACGGAGCAGGACGAGAUCGAGACCAGGGAGAACCUGAACCGCCUGCUGCUGGAGAACGUGCUGCCGGCCCACGUGGCCGCACUGUUUGUCGGGGAGAACAAAAAGAACGAGGACCUCUACUACAAGUCCUACGACUGUGUGUGCGUGAUGUUCGCCUCGGUGCCGGAUUUCAAAGAAUUUUACACCGAGUGUGAUAUCAACAAGGAGGGACUGGAAUGCCUGAGGCUGCUCAACGAGAUCAUCGCCGACUUCGACGAGCUGCUGUCCAAGCCAAAGUUCAGCGGCGUGGAGAAGAUCAAGACAAUUGGCAGCACUUACAUGGCGGCCGCCGGGCUUAGUGGGACGCCCGGUCAGGAGAACAAUCAGGACAGGGAGAAGCAACAGGCCCAGAUCGGGAACAUGGUGGAGUUUGCCAUCGCCCUGAUUGGCAAGUUGGACGGCAUCAACAGACAUUCCUUCAACAGCUUCCGGCUGCGUGUGGGCAUUAAUCACGGCCCGGUGAUCGCUGGAGUGAUCGGGGCGAGGAAACCUCAGUACGACAUCUGGGGCAACACGGUGAACGUGGCCAGUAGGAUGGAGAGCACCGGGGAGCUGGGAAAGAUCCAGGUAACGGAGGAAACGUCCGACGUGCUGCAGAAACUGGGAUACUCGUGCGAGUGUCGGGGCUUGAUCAACGUCAAAGGGAAAGGCGAGCUGAGGACCUUCUUUUUGUGUACCGACAUGAGCAAGCAGCAAGGCAUGGGGCUGAGCUGAGGCCGGGGCCGUCGCCGACAGUGGACGGAGCUGGAGGGCCGGACUCGUGCACACGAGUCGGCUAGUUUUACAAACUCCUGCACACAAAGUGUUGACACACACCUGACUGUUACACAGCCGCUUCCGCUAUGUCGCUGAAAGGAAAAAUACUGAGGCGUGUUAAGGAAUUCAAAAGGAAGUGGCGCCGCACUCUGUGGUGGAUUGUUGUCUGCUCGGGACUCUUGCCGGGGAGUUGGUCAAGCACGUACAAUCACCAUCUUUAUCUCUUCACGAACACAUUCACGUCCAGUCUCCAUCACUUUUGUACCCUUUUUUUUUGUCUUGAUUUGGAUGUCGUUUGUGAACGGGGAAAAAAAGCCAAAUGCAGUUGGGUCGUUUUUGAAGACCUCUUUGGUCCUUUAUGAACAAAACAUCAGAUUCCGUUUGGAUCAUAUCCUGGAACCCCUGAGGUUUUGCUGUUUGAGAAGGGAUCGGACACUCCGCUCUGUUACUGUGUAAUGAGCAAACACGCGUGAGCCAGUUGGACGAAGCUGUUUCGACGUCAGAAACAAACUCUUCUUCAGACAAAGUUUCUCUUCCCAGCCAAGCUGUAAAUCUGAAGUUCCCUAAGCUCCUUUGUUUAGGUUGAACUUCUCCCCUCAUGUGAAGCUCUUUUAGUUUCCAGCUGUGUAACAUGUGACCAGAUAUUAGCUUUUUCAGGAGUUGAGGAAUCCCUGUGCUGUAUGUACGUCAUCUGUUAGAAAUCAAUUUCUAAUUCUCUCGCUGCCUGUCUGUGUAUAUGCUGCAAUGCAGGAAAUGUGCGACGCUCUCUGCCGUGUCCGUACUGUGACCCCACAACCCGCCCGCUGUGAAUGUUUUUCUGGCUUCGGCCGAGAUGGGUCACCCGACCCGAUCUGGAUUUCUCUGUGUGCCUCUGAACACUUGAUUUGUCUUGUGGCCUUGUCCUUUGAGACCCGUCACCUUGUCUGUAAUUGUGGUUACAUAAUAUUAUCUAGAACAACACUCGGUAGAGCACAUAACUCCGCCAAGGCCCAACAGUCGCCUUACAUUCAGUCAUGCUGCACCGAUUUACACACACUCAUAGAUAUCGGUCCCUUUUAAUAUGCCUGCUUUUUUUCCCCAUCAAGAUCCAUGAAUUAUUCCCUGGGAUACUGGUUGAAGGUGGCUCAAAAGUUCCGCGGAAAUGCGUUCUGUCGUUUUUGCGUAAUUUAACGGAUGUUGGCGAAAACCUUGACUCCUUGGCGGAGGUAAUAAUGUGUUGUUGGCCUUUAUGUGAACAAUUAUGACAUUGGAUUUUGUACAGUUACAGAAUGUAAUAAAUGUUUUCAUAAGUC
Molecule: messenger RNA, 5403 nt
Organism: Scophthalmus maximus (turbot)
Lineage: Eukaryota; Metazoa; Chordata; Actinopteri; Pleuronectiformes; Scophthalmidae
Gene: adcy7
Product: adenylate cyclase 7
Exons: 27
Coding region: 728-4069 (1113 amino acids)
Biological process (GO): intracellular signal transduction; adenylate cyclase-activating G protein-coupled receptor signaling pathway; adenylate cyclase-inhibiting G protein-coupled receptor signaling pathway
Cellular component (GO): plasma membrane
Molecular function (GO): adenylate cyclase activity
Source: RefSeq, a predicted model, not a curated record